GAGAUCCCAGAAAAGCCCACUGAAGAUAAUACCAUGAGAACAGAAUUGCAGGAAUUACAGAUGCAAGCAAAUUUAGCUACAGAUGAGUCAUUGGAAAGUACGCGGCGUAUGCUGCAGAUGUGUGAAGAGAGUAAGGAAGCUGGUAUCAAAACAUUGGUAAUGUUAGAUGAACAAGGAGAACAAUUGGACCGUAUUGAUGAGGGGAUGGAUCAAAUCAACCAAGAUAUGAGAGAUGCUGAGAAGAAUUUAGAAGGAAUGGAGAAAUGUUGUGGACUGUGUGUUUUACCAUGGAAGAGAGCUAAGAAUUUUGAGAAAGGUUCUGACUAUAAUAAGACAUGGAAAGCUAACGAAGAUGGUCAGGUAAAUGCUAAUGGUCCCAGAAUAACAGUUGAUAGUGGUAACGGUGCUGUGAUGUCCAGUGGAUUCAUUACUAGAGUAACAAAUGAUGCAAGAGAAACAGAAAUGGAAGAUAAUUUAACAGAAGUCAGUGGUAUGAUUGGUAAUUUACGUAAUAUGGCUAUUGAUAUGGGUAGUGAAAUCGGCUCUCAGAAUCGACAGAUUGAUAGAAUCAACCAGAAGGCUGACUCAUUAAAUGUAAGAGUGGAUGGAGCUAAUACAAGAGCCAACAGAAUAAUGAGAAAACAGUGAGAAUAUGGUGGGAAAUAUGUGAAGAUAUACGCACUCAGCACUGGAUCAAAUUGUAAUGCCAUUUUCAAUGUCUCGUGAGAUUUAAUCUGCCAAAAAAGCCUCACAAGAUAUAUAUUCCUAUGAUGCAUUCUGAUAUUUUGGCAGAUAUUGUUGUGUAUUUAAUGGUAUCAGAAUUUAAAUGUCCAAUAAUUUUAACAAAUUUUAACACAGUGAGUAUUGAGUGGCCUUAUAGUUUGAUCAAGGAAUGCUCAUAACUUUUAAAAUAUGAACAAAUUAAAAGGUUUGGAAUAAAUAUGAACAAAUAAAAGGAAUGAGAAGGUGAAAGUGAAUAUAUUUGAUAGGUGAUAUUAUAUUUGUUAAGUAUGGAAGAUAUAAUAAUAAAUUAAUGUUUGUAUAAAUAUUCUAGUAUUAAAUGAUACAUUCCAUCAAAAUAUUCCUCUGUUGUGUAAUCUAUUCUAAUGCAAAAACUCUUCAUACUUGGUCAAUAAGAGUAAGUGAACUUAACUGGUGUCAUAACUAUACUACAGAAUCCCUUUAUAAUCCAAUACAAUGAAUCCAUAAAACAAUGUACGGUAAUUUAAACUAUAGUUUAAAGAAAUAAUGACUUUUAUGGGUUUAUUGGAUUAUAGAAGAAUUCUGUUGUAAAGUUGUAUAUUUAUAUAAUACAUACUCUUAUUGGUUAAGUUUGGAAAUAUAAAUUUCAUGUUCAUUCUAAGAGGUAGUGUUCCUUUAAUUAUCAUAAAAUGUUAGAAAUGUUAUGUUUUGUCUGUUGGAUUCUUGUGAUAUGCAAUUUGGACAUCUUAAGAAUAUGAUUUAGAUUUCAAUCAUAAGUUUAUAAAAUUAAGACUGCAAUCAGUUGAAAGGAUUCAAAUCAAUUAACUUGAGCAAUAUAAUGAUUAAUAAGACCCUAGAUUUACACUUGUUAUUAUUGAAAGCUGAAUAGAAGAUGCAUUGAUAUAAUUUAACAUAAUACAUAAACCAUCCAAAGAAAACAUGAUUCUGUGCAUAUAGACAGGUAUAUGUUUAUAUGAUCUGUAUUCAUUCUACUGAUAUACAAUAUAUUAUAUCAUAUUGUAUACCCUGUGUUUGGUCCAAAUCUAAAGCAAUUUAAACUCCUAUAUUUUGAUUGUUCGCAUUAGUGGAUUUGAGGUUCUGCAACUUAUAAAUUUGU
Molecule: messenger RNA, 1819 nt
Organism: Lottia gigantea (owl limpet)
Lineage: Eukaryota; Metazoa; Mollusca; Gastropoda; Lottiidae
Exons: 7
Coding region: 34-648 (204 amino acids)
Biological process (GO): exocytosis; synaptic vesicle fusion to presynaptic active zone membrane; synaptic vesicle priming
Cellular component (GO): plasma membrane; SNARE complex
Molecular function (GO): syntaxin binding; SNAP receptor activity
Source: RefSeq, a predicted model, not a curated record